UCUACUUGAAGCCCAUUAGAUACAUUAUUGCUGGACGGCUACAAUGCAUCCAGUUUUCGUGGAUUAGUAUCAAGUCUGUUUUCUCGAACCGCCUGCUCACCAAAGUAACCUAUUUAGGAGAACUUCAAGACACAGAAAGCGUUACAAAAAAAUAUAUAGGCUACAACACAUCUGUGCUUGUUUUCUCUCUCUCGGUCGUUUGUACCAUUUAGGGCAGUGACCGGAGGUUUGCAGGAGCAAACGGCGUCUUUUCAUCCGAAAGUUCUAAUGAUUACGCAAGUGAAGGGAAUUGUCGGCACGAAUUGGACAACGGAUUGCUGUAACAGGGCCAACGGUGACUGUUUUUUUUUUUUACCUCUACACACAGAGUCGACGAAUAAGUUGAAUUGUACUGCCAACAAUAAAGGUGGAAUUACCUAAAUCUGCAACAUGGCUGCUAGUGGGAAAAGUUUAGAGUACUGACGUGGGAGAAGUUUUAUACUAAUCCAGUACAGUACAACAGGAAUUGUUGUAUAAAGUAAAUAUUUUUUUUCCCCUUCGUCGCCUCGGAUUGAACAACGCACAUAAACACUGGGUUGCCCGAUGCAUCUCUCGCCCAGUGUGGACCAUCUGAAAUCUAAAAUGCAUUUCUCCAUUCCCGAAACGGAGGUUCGUUCGGGAGAAACUGGAGCAACUUAUGUGGCCUACAACAUCCAUGUGAACGGGGUUCUACAUUGCCGGGUUCGCUACAGUCAGCUCCUGGGACUACACGAACAGAUAAAGAAGGAGCAUGGCAACAACUUGGUACCUGCUUUCCCCCCAAAGAAGAUCUUCACUCUGACACCGAAUGAUGUGGAGCAGAGACGUGAACAGUUGGAGAAAUACAUGCAAGCUGUGCGGCAGGACCCCAUGCUCGGCGCCUCCGAGAUGUUCAACAGCUUUCUAAGGAAAGCCCAGCAGGAGACCCAGCAGAUCCCAACCGAAGAGGUUCCUCUGGAGAUCUACCUGUCUAACGGCCAGAAGGUCGAGGUCAACAUCCUGACCUCCGACCAAACAGAGGACGUCCUGGAGGCUGUUGCGUCAAAACUGGACCUUCCUGAUGAGCUGGUUGGUUAUUUCAGCCUCUUCCUGGUUCGAGAAGGAGUGGACGGGGGAUUAACGUUUGUGAGGAAGCUGCAGGAGUUUGAGUUACCGUACGUAUCAGUCACCAGCUUACGAAGCUCAGAGUUCCACAUCAUCCUGCGGAAAAGUUACUGGGACACGGCGUAUGACAGUGAUGUAAUGGACAACCGAGUGGGACUAAAUCUACUAUACGCUCAGACGGUGUCGGACAUAGAUAGAGGCUGGAUCCUCGUUAACAAGGACCAGCACCGACAGCUGAAAUCACUGCAGGAGAAAGGAUCCAAGAAAGAAUUCAUUAGGCUCGGUCAGACGCUGAAAUACUUCGGCUACAUCAAGUUUGACCCGUGCGUGACAGACUUCCCGGAGAAGGGCUGUCACGUGAUCGUCUCCGCUGGCAACAACGAACUCAACUUCCAGGUCAAGCUGCCCAACGAACAGAUGAAGGAGGGGAGCUUCAAGGUCACGCGCAUGAGGUGCUGGAGGGUCACUUCGUCUCAGGUCCCGGUAGUGAACGGCUCAUCCUCCCCAACCCCGGGCCCCUGCUCCUCAGCCAAGUGUGAGGUGAAGUUGGAGCUGGCCUUCGAGUAUCUGAUGAGCAAAGAUCGUCUCCAGUGGGUCACCAUCACCAGCCCACAGGCAAUCAUGAUGAGCAUCUGUCUUCAGUCGAUGGUUGAUGAGCUGAUGGUGAAGAAGUCCGGAGGAAGCAUCAAGAAGAUGCUAAGGAAACGUCACAAUGGCCCCCUGCAUCGGUCUGAAAGUCAGCAAACUGUGAAAUCCCCCCCUCUACUGGACUCUCCUGACCCAAACCGAGACCAGAUUGUCAAACUCUCAACUAAGCUGAGCUCUGUGUCUCUCAGAGGGAUCAGCGCCUCCAACUCAGCGAAUGACAUCAGCGGCAACGAUUUCCAUGGCAACUAUGCCUUCGAGGGGAUCGGGGAUGAUGACCUGUAAUAUUCACCCCUUCACCACACCUCCACCCGUCGAACGCUGAGCCGAGCGGAUUGUCUGAUUCUGUAAGAUUGUAGCCCUUCCUGGGAGUCUGCUGCCUGCCUUAAGAUCAGUCUUGUCGUGUCAGCUUCACAAAGACUGCCAUCUAUCUUAUGUGUUUCAGGUACAGGAUGACUGACUACCCACUGCCCUCCUGUUUUACAAUCCUAUCCCCCCGUAUUCAACUUAAUAAAAUAUCAAGAACAAAUAGAAUUAAAAUUACAGUCUGCAGUCUAAUCCACGGGGGUCAUGCUGUGAAACACUCAAUUGACGUUGAAAUGACUAAAACCAAGUGGAAGCUGUGUAUCAGUGAUAAUGGGCCUACGUCUAUAGUCUCUUCACUCUGUCCAGCUUGAUAAGUCAUCUAUAGUCUAUUCACUCUGUCCAGCUAGCUAACAGUCAUCUAUAGUGUCUUCACUCUGUCCAGCUAGCUAACAGUCAUCUAUAGUGUCUUCACUCUGUCCAGCUAGCUAACAGUCAUCUAUAGUCUCUUCACUCUGUCCAGCUAGCUGACAGUCAUCUAUAGUGUCUUCACUCUGUCCAGAUAGAUAACAGUCAUCUAUAGUCUCUUCACUCUGUCCAGAUAGAUAACAGUCAUCUAUAGUCUCUUCACUCUGUCCAGCUAGCUGACAGUCAUCUAUAGUCUCUUCACUCUGUCCAGCUAGCUAACAGUCAUCUAUAGUGUCUUCACUCUGUCCAGCUAGCUAACAGUCAUUUAUAGUCUCUUCUCUCUGUCCAGCUAGCUGACAGUCAUCUAUAGUCUCUUCACUCUGUCCAGCUAGCUGACAAUCAUCUAUAGUCUCUUCACUCUGUCCAGAUAGCUGACAGUCAUCUAUAGUCUCUUCACUCUGUCCAGCUAGCUGACAGUCAUCUAUAGUCUCUUCACUCUGUCCAGCUAGCUAACAGUCAUCUAUAGUCUCUUCACUCUGUCCAGCUAGCUAACAGUCAUCUAUAGUCUCUUCACUCUGUCCAGCUAGCUGACAGUCAUAGAAAUGAAUGCUGGACAGGGAUCAUAGUAAAUUCCAGAAAUCCAUGCUUGUAACAUCAGUAGCUACAGUAGACUAUGCUUCAGAGGGAGGGGCAGGUAGCCUACAAACACACUGGCAAAGAUGUUCAGCUGGCAGGCACAGACAGACACUGGAAUUACUUCCUGAGUGAUAAAGUGAGGGCUUUGCAUUGGUGCUUUGUUGCGUUUUUUUUGUUUUUGUGGGAAUGAAAAAUACCCAGAAUGUAAAAGAGCGUUAUUAACCAGUUCCCAUGCUUUUAGAAGAACGGUUCUGUUCUGGAACAGUAUUGAUCACUUCCAUUCUCGGUUCUGGUUCUGUUCCUCAGAAAAUGUAGUUAUUUUUCUGUUCUGUUCCCUGAACCAGUUCCAACCCCUGGUCUUCAUAUAUGACUUUCUACCAUAGAGCGUCCUGACAUUCCUUCAUUCUACCAUAGAGCGUCCUGACAUUCCUUCAUUCUACCAUAGAGCGUCCUGACAUUCCUUCAUUCUACCAUAGUCCUGACAUUCCUUCAUUCUACCAUAGAGAGUCCUGACAUUCCUUCAUUCUACCAUAGUUCUGACAUUCCUUCAUUCUACCAUAGAGCGUCCUGAUAUACCUUCAUUCUACCACAGAGCGUCCUGACAUUCCUUCAUUCUACCAUAGAGAGUCCUGACAUUCCUUCAUUCUACCAUAGAGAGUCCUGACAUUCCUUCAUUCUACCAUAGAGCGUCCUGACAUCCCUUCAUUCUACCAUAGAGUCCUGACAUUCCUUGAUUCUACCAUAGUCCUGACAUUCCUUCAUUCUACCAUAGAGCGUCCUGACAUUCCUUCAUUCUACCAUAGUGUCCUGACAUUCCUUCAUUCUACCAUAGAGCGUCCUGACAUUCCUUCAUUCUACCAUAGAGAGUCCUGACAUUCCUUCAUUCUACCAUAGAGCGUCCUGACAUUCCUUCAUUCUACCAUAGAGCGUCCUGACAUUCCUUCAUUCUACCAUAGAGCGUCCUGACAUUCCUUCAUUCUACCAUAGAGCGUCCUGACAUUCCUUGAUUCUACCAUAGUCCUGACAUUCCUUCAUUCUACCAUAGAGCGUCCUGACAUUCCUUCAUUCUACCAUAGUGUCCUGACAUUCCUUCAUUCUACCAUAGAGCGUCCUGACAUUCCUUCAUUCUACCAUAGAGAGUCCUGACAUUCCUUCAUUCUACCAUAGUCCUGACAUUCCUUCAUUCUACCAUAGAGCGUCCUGACAUUCCUUCAUUCUACCAUAGAGCGUCCUGACAUUCCUUCAUUCUACCAUAGAGUGUCCUGACAUUCCUUCAUUCUACCAUAGAGAGUCCUGACAUUCCUUCAUUCUACCAUAGAGCGUCCUGACAUUCCUUCAUUCUAAAAGGGGCCUUGUGUCUUUGUCUUCAUCCGUGUCUUUUCUUUUAGCCUGUAAUUCUGUCACAUCAGAAAGCCAAGGUACGUUGUCAAUUCCAGCUCUUGAAAUGGGUUACUUAUCUGUGGAAUGUAAGUGUUAAUGUUGCCAAAAUGUUUUUCCCAAUAACUUCCUUUGUAGGGUGUUAUUGAUCUUCCCCACUUCAUAACAGUGCUGUUUUAAUGAUGAUUAGUAUGAGUUUUAAUGUGAAUCUCCAAGUACAGGUUUCAGACUUGUUAAUAUUACCAGAAAGAUGAUUGGAACAUUUCCACUUCUGGUCCUGUGGUCCACUGUGGGUUUGCCAUAGGUCGAAACGCAAAACCCACCAACCAAGUGUCAGCCUUAGGUAAUGCGACCUCACCAGCUAGAAUCUUGCAGGAGGAGAUGUGGUUUGAUUUGGUCGGCUAAACUGCUUGCACUUCCUGAACCCAGAAUUUUGCACAGUAUUACAGAUGGAGAUGGAUAUUUAUUAAGUAAUGUGGAGCAUGAAAAACAAUGGUCUGCUUCCUUAAAUGCCACCCUAUGUCCUAUAUAGUGCACUACUUUAAACCAGGGCAUUAUAUAACCCUAUUCCCUAUAUAGUGCAGUACAUAGGGAAUAGGGUGCCAUGGAAUAUUUCCAAAGGGUUCUGAAAAUCCAUAAUUUCUUGUUCUCCCCCCCCUACCCUCCUCCUCACCAAUUCGUUUUGUGGUUCUUCAUAAAUGCCAAAAUGAUAGUUUACUAAAGCAUUUUGCACAACAAACUUCUUUUUUUCUUUAAAGCCAUGGUAUAAAGUGACUUAUAGAUAGAUGUACAUGUAAAGUGAAAUAUUCUGAACAUUGUAGUAACAUCUGAAUAGUCAAUAGUUUGUCAUCAAAAACAGAUCAAAUGUAAUCAAUUGUUUACAGAAUGUUUUAUUUUAAUUUUUUAGUUGUAAUGAAAAGUGUAUUAAAAUACCAUGUCUGAUUUUGAUUAUUGAUUUGUGUUAGUUUAGCAAACAAAAGUUUUUGGGGGUUUGUGUAACAUUUUUCUUGAAUAAACAAUGAGGCAAUCAUCUCAAGAGGUGCUUAAUUGACAUAUUUAAAAUCUGUGAUCUCAUGUCCAAGGACACAGACUAAAGUCUGUGUGGAAAAAUUCAUUUACACCAUUUUGUUCAAUUGGAUUCCACCGGUGUUUAUUCAAAACAUUCCCAUUUUUGUUAGCAUCAAUGUAACCUGGAUUCCAGGCUUUUUCCUCCUUGAUGAACAAUACUUAGUCUCGUAUUACCAUAUAUUGAAUACUAAUAAAAGUUGACACGGAGAAAGUUAUAGGAGGAUCGCCUUGGGGUCCAAGAGCCGCUUGUGUUGUCUUGCCUACGGUCAUUGUAGUAGCCUGGGUACCAGUCUGUCUUAGUUAUUAGCCUUCCACUCUCAAUCACACAGAAUAAAAUGAAUGGCAUGCUAGCUAAACAGACUAGUACCCAGGCUAUGGAAAUUGAGCCAAACGGCACAAACAGAUCUGGGACCAGGCUAUGAGGAGGAAGCAGAAUGUUAUCUCAACUAGCUGUUCUGAUCAAAUGUAGCGCCAUGACAAGUCAAGGAAAUGCAAACCCAUAGACUGUUGGAUGGAUGUUUUCUGCAGAGAAUGUUGUUUGCAUCAGCCAAAAUGGCACCCUACAGUAUUCCCUAUGUAGUGCACUACUUUUUAUUAGGACCCAAUGGCACCCCAAUGUAGUGCACUACUUUAGACCCCUGUGGGAAAUAGGGUAUCAUGAUGAUUCUGUUUUGGUUUUUCCCAUCACCAUAUUAUACUGUUAAAUGGAUUUAAAUAAAAGUUUAGGUGCCAAAUUA
Oncorhynchus nerka (sockeye salmon) is the source of this 6296-nucleotide messenger RNA. It is a transcript of the gene snx17, whose product is annotated as sorting nexin 17. The transcript has 16 exons. Gene Ontology annotation, molecular function: phosphatidylinositol binding. The coding region runs from base 583 to 2052 and encodes 489 amino acids. The record is from RefSeq and is a predicted model, not a curated record. Lineage: Eukaryota; Metazoa; Chordata; Actinopteri; Salmoniformes; Salmonidae. Gene Ontology annotation, cellular component: early endosome. Gene Ontology annotation, biological process: signal transduction; intracellular protein transport; endocytic recycling.